This is a messenger RNA of Nicotiana tabacum (common tobacco), 1291 nucleotides long. RefSeq names its product thioredoxin-like 1-2, chloroplastic. Gene Ontology annotation, biological process: cell redox homeostasis. NCBI's taxonomy places the organism in Eukaryota, Viridiplantae, Streptophyta, Magnoliopsida, Solanales, Solanaceae. Gene Ontology annotation, cellular component: chloroplast. The record is from RefSeq and is a predicted model, not a curated record.
UCUUCAAUUUGUUCGCCUCUUUUUAUAAGUUUCAGAGAGAAACACAAAGCCACAAUCUAUUUUGGCCCUUUUUACCUCUCAACCACCAAAACAUAUACUGGUCCAAAAGAACACAUCGUUACUUUUCCUGUUGAAAAAGCGGACAAUUUUUUUCCUUUUAAUCUUGUUCUAUUCGAAGAAAUUGAUUCUUGAUCCAAAAGGGUCGGUGGAUUUUGUGGGAAUUUGUUGUUGGAUGCUAAAUUCUUGACUAAUCCUCAGAUUUUUAGGAGAGAAAAAUGGCUUGUUCGUUCAAAACUGGAUUUUCUGUUUCUGGUUCCUGCGAUUGCUUUUUCAACAACACAAACAAAGGCUUUUCUGUUCGCUCUUCGGUUGGGGCUCUAAAUAUUACAGCUUUAACACCCAAUGAAUUUCUGGGCAAAUCUUUGGAUGUACCGAAUCAGAUUGGUUUGAGCCAUUGGAAUGUUAAAACUCCAAAACCCGUCUCCAUUAAUGCACAAGCAUCAAUAUGUGUAAGCAAAGCUCAAAGAUGGUGGGAAAAAACCCUAAAACCCAACAUGCUAGAAAUCCAUUCAGCGAAGGAGCUUGUUGAUUCAUUGUUAAAUGCUGGUGACAAAUUGGUCAUUAUUGACUUUUAUUCCCCUGGUUGUGGAGGUUGCAGGACUUUACAUCCUAAGAUAUGUCAACUGGCUGAUUCAAACCCGGAUGCAAUUUUUCUCAAAGUAAACUAUGAAGAACUCAAAGCCAUGUGUCAUGCUCUUCGAAUUCAUGUUUUGCCCUUCUUUAGAUUCUAUAGGGGUGCAGAAGGCAAACUCUGUAGCUUCAGCUGUACUAAUGCAACAAUCAAGAAAUUCAAAGAUGCAUUAGGGAAGUACGGAACAGAUAGGUGUAGCCUUGGUCCAGCAAAAGGGCUUGAUGAGUCUGAGCUGUUAGCUUUAGCCUCAAUUGGUCAAUUAUCAAGAAAUCAAUCCUUGGAUUAUCCGAAAAAGGAUAGAUUGGAAAAUUUUGUGCUAUCAGGUGUGGAUCUAUCCAGCAAUUUUGAUAAUAAUCUGGGGCUAAAAGAAAGCAACGAGUUGUUGAUGGCCUAAAUUGGAGAUCUGAAUAGAAGUUUGCAACAAUAUUUUUUGGGAGCAAAUUUGUUUUGUGAAUGUAAAUAUUAUUAAUUGGGGUUUUCCAUAAGCAGGGCUGGGUGUUUUUUGGAUAAGCUCUUGCAUAGUUGGUCAAUCUGUCAAUUGGAUCAAACAUAGUCAUUUUGUUAAGCAAAUGAAAUACAUUAUGCUUAUCUUUUCGUUUA